CCCCGGCCUGCCGGCGCUCCCUCUCCCUGCUUCACCCGCACCUGCCCACAAGCUCCCCGGGGCCGCGGGUGCGGACCACGGCGAAAUUCCACGCCCCGCGGGAGUGGAAGGGGCGGCGCGCCUCCGUGGCGCUCCCAAGCUGAUGUCCCAGACUGUGCCUUGUUAGCCAAGAAGCAUGGAGGUAAUUCACGGCAGGCCCUACUGUUGCAGGGAGCUUGAAGGAGCUGACAUUCUGUCAAACACCUUUUACUCUAACGAAUUGCACACUCCACUACAAACAGCUACUCGUCCAACUGCCUCAGGGGACAGUUGGGGCGCUGAAAGGGAAUAUGGUGGAAUGAUGCCGAUUUCACUCCCUGAGGAACACAGACCAAAAUGUGAACCUCCUCGUGUCAUGGGCAAAGGACAUCAGCAUUAUGGAUUUGGUGGAGAAACCUGGCCAAGAAAGCUUCCUAUUGAACAAUUCUAUUAUUUGACACAGAACAAAAAAAGUGACAUCUAUGGAAAUGAUUCUUUGAUGCCAAAACCACCUAAUUCAACAGUAGAAGAAAUCUGUUUGCCGUAUGCAAUUGAACACCCCUACCAUACACACAUCUCUCGUGGUGCCAUGUUCCCGACCUUUACAUCACCUAAGGAACUCUGCACUGGCAUUAAAGCCCGCAACCAACAGCCAUUUCCUCCCACGGUGCCAACCAAGGCCUAUGAUACAACAGUUUUGAAGACAAGAGGUAAUCCUUACAGAUAUGAACUACUUGAUUUUCCCAUGGAUUCAAAGAAGAAAGCAUUGAGUUGGCCAGGUCAGGGUGUGUAUUAUGACUUUCCUAAAUGUGUUGAGAAAAAUAAGCCAAUAUUCUACCCAAAACCUCCUAAAACCUUCGCACCUAACACUUCUUUAAAUUCAUGGGCCUCUAUUAACUCUGCAAAAGAAGCCAACAUACAAAGAAAUCUUGAGAGGUCUCAUUGGAUCACUUCCUACACUAAUGAUUUUACAGGUCUGGGGCCCAUGAACCCCCUUGAACUGGACGAUUACCAUGAAAAGGAGGUAGCAGAGUUAACUGGACAGAUAGGAUUUGACCCAGAACCUCAAGAAAAAUUCCAUCCUGUCUUAAAAACCCCCAGGCCUCUGGAAGGACGAAUUGCCCGAUUGAUUCAGAACCGACGUCCUCUGGAAGCUAUUGUCCAGCAAAGACCACCUUCCUGUCCAGAUUGUACUCCUAGAGUUCUGUGCAAUUUUCAUACCUUUGUACCCAGUUCUACAGAAAUGAUGGCACUUGGCAAUAACACACCAGCCGGUGUGACCCAUAAACAGCAAGAUAUCGAAGAGAAGAUUAAGGAAGAACAAAGCUUGCUGUCUACCUAUACGCUCCCGUCUUGUUACCCAACAAAAGAUCUGACUAGCAUUUAUGACAUAAAACCAUUUCCCAAAAUCACGGAUACUAAAAAGACAGAAGAUUUGUACUGGAGACAGCUGUCAUUAAUACCCCAACCCAUACCUUACUGUAAAUCAAAUGAUUACCUUGACUAUGAACAUUUUAAAUCUGACAUACAUGAUCAGUAUAGUAUGUGUCAAAACCCUGUUAGCCUUAGUAAGCCUGGUAUUUUUCAGUGUAAACCAGACAUGGAAGCUUUUGCUUUAGAACAUUUUUUAUGUAAGCCGGAAGAACAGUUGGGCUUGAACAUGGAAAACAAUGAAGAAACAAGAUCUAUUCUGGGUUGGAUUCCUAGAGCUGGAGUGGCCAAACCUCACACCAAUCUGCUGGACCUUAAGAACUCUUUUUCAAAAACUGGUGCACAAAAACGUUUCCAUAAAUCAAUUCUGGAAGACCAUAGAGACCUCAGGGAUAAGGUGCAUUCAGGGAUGAAACACCAAUUCUAUGGCCAUAACUCCUACUAUUUCUAUAAUUGAAAUAUUCAUUCUUCCCUUUGAAACCCAGCCUCUUGCAAGAAAGAAAAAAAUUUAACAAUUUUCUUCAUGUUGCUGGAUUCUGUUUUCUAGAUUAAGCCAUAAUGACAUUGUUAAUGAGGUUUAUGUUUUCAGGAAUUUAAGUUAGGAUCUGGUCAGAGGAACCCAGAAAAGGUGAUGUUCUGACUUCUUGAAAAGUUUAACAAUUUGGGAAUAAAAUGUUAGAAACAGAAAAA
This is a messenger RNA of Galeopterus variegatus (Sunda flying lemur), 2139 nucleotides long. RefSeq names its product chromosome unknown open reading frame, human C7orf31 (gene SPMIP4). Gene Ontology annotation, cellular component: centrosome. The coding region runs from base 176 to 1906 and encodes 576 amino acids. NCBI's taxonomy places the organism in Eukaryota, Metazoa, Chordata, Mammalia, Dermoptera, Cynocephalidae. The record is from RefSeq and is a predicted model, not a curated record. The transcript has 10 exons.